Westerdykella ornata is the source of this 2337-nucleotide messenger RNA. RefSeq lists its product as uncharacterized. The record is from RefSeq and is a predicted model, not a curated record. Gene Ontology annotation, molecular function: protein serine/threonine kinase activity; ATP binding. Lineage: Eukaryota; Fungi; Ascomycota; Dothideomycetes; Pleosporales; Sporormiaceae. The transcript has a single exon. Bases 249 to 2018 code for a protein of 589 amino acids. Gene Ontology annotation, biological process: protein phosphorylation.
AAGAUCACCCUGUCUUUCGGCCUUUCGCAGACGGACGCCAGCUUCGCCGCCGUGGUUUGGUGUGUAGCUGUGGACGGUCCGCCUUGACCGGGCGGACGGUAAUAUACAAGACAUUAUCAACUGGAUCGAAGGUGCACAAAUCCCCAGGGACGGGCGGACUCCUUUGCUGACGCGGGCCGCGCAGGAUCGCGCACACCUUGGAUAGCGAGAGGGCUACUUGUAUAUUCGAGGAGGAGCAAUAUUGAUACAUGGCGCUAUUCGCUUUUGAAGAGGACGGAACUCAGCCUCAGCCGGCUCAAAAAGAACAAGAUGAUUUGGAUGCCGUCUGCGUGGACAGGACGGACUCUAUGCAAGUAUGUCCGCCAGAUGGUCUCACCAAGAACGCCUCUGGGGCAGACCCCGUGCCCUUCACACCCGGCCCCAAGCGAAUCGAAGAGACACGCGCACGUAUGCUCCCCGACAACUUGGAUUUCGAUCGGGUUGCGAAGAAUGCACAAAAGAAGAAAAAGAAGAAGAGGAACGCCAUGAAGCAAGUCCCAGCUCCGGCAGUGAAUACUGUACGCGGCUUUCAGACCCCUGUGACUUCGGCCGGCGAGGAAUCCGACAUGUCCGCUGCAAAUACACCCCGCUUUGGACCAGUCUCCGGAUUCGCCAGUGUUACUAGUAGCCCUGCUCUGAGACCCACGUCCGGAGCAGGCGGGUAUGGUAUCCUUAAACAGCAGUUGGAAGCUCUUAGCAUCGGUGGCCGGAUCGACUCUCCUACCAAGCCGCUGCCUGUUGGCCUAUUCAAGUCCGGCCUUGUCUCCAGCAAUGCGAGUACAUCAGGACUGGAGAGUGACAGCGACAAAACAGAGAUGGAGAGCUACCAAGUCAAUCUGGAGGCCGACUUUAUUAGUAGUGAAGUCCCUUCGAAGACAUCGACCCUGACGUCGAAUACCCUUGAGCGAACCGAGUCGUACGUGCGCAAGAUGAGCGCCGAAGACUUCACACCUCUGACAUGCCUUGGAAAGGGAAGCUAUGGCACUGUAUUUCUCGUCAAGCAGCGCGGUACUGGCCGUCUCUACGCGCAGAAGCAGCUCCGCAAGGCGUCUCUGACCGUUCACAAGAAGCUCGUCGAGCAGACCAAGACUGAGCGUGCCAUCCUGGAGAGUGUCAAUCGACACCCCUUUGUCGUUAAGCUAUACUAUGCGUUCCAGGACCACGAGAAGCUGUACCUCAUCCUGGAAUAUGCGCAAGGCGGAGAGCUCUUCCAUCAUCUGGCUACCGAGCGCAUGUUCUCCGAGGAAGUUGCCGCCUUCUACAUGGCCGAGAUGGUUUUGGCUCUGGAUCACCUCCAUCGAAACGUGGGUGUCGUCUACAGGGACUUGAAGCCCGAAAACUGCCUUCUGGAUGCCGAGGGCCAUCUUCUCUUGACCGACUUCGGACUGAGCAAAGUCGCCGUGGACGAGGACGAUAAAUGCCACUCGUUCCUCGGCACAGCCGAAUACAUGGCUCCUGAAGUCAUCCAGGGCGCAGAAUACGGCAUGGCCGUCGACUGGUGGUCCCUAGGAGCUCUAGGCGUCGACCUUCUCACAGGCUCCCCUCCUUUCACGGGAAACAACAAUGCGAAGAUCCAGGAGAAAAUCCUCAAGCAGAAACUCGUCCUGCCCUACUACCUAGGCCCCGACGCUAAAGAUCUUCUCACUCGCUUGCUCCGCAAGGACCCCAAAAAACGCCUCGGUGCCAAUAUGCCCAAGGAUCUGCAGACGAUAAAGUCACACCGCUUCUUCAGGAAGAUUGACUGGAAGAAGUUGGAGCUGAGGGAGUUGCAGCCCCCCAUCCAACCGCUCGUCACGGAUCCGGAGUUGGCGGAGAACUUUUCCUCGGAUUUCACGGACUUGCCGCUUAGUCCUGUGGUUUCGAGGAGGGAGUUGCAUUUUGACGAGGGAGGACCUGAUGGGUCGGAUCCGUUUGGCGGGUUCAGCUUUGUGGCGAGCCAUAGCUUGAUUGAGGGUGGAGAGUGGGGAUAUAUGACCUGAUGGGAGUGGGGCACGGGUAGAGAGGACGGAUGGUUGGAAAUGGGAAUGGAGAUGGAGGCGGUUGUCUGUCUUUUGCUGUGCCUUUCCUGGUUGUGCGAUCUCAUUUGGGCAGAAGGGUUUUAUUCCUUUGGAGGGACGUAGUGUUAGCAGGGCGCUGGUCGCGGUAUUGCUCUGCUAUUCCUGCUCCUUUUGGUUGAUGGAUGCUGCUUGCUUAGUGAGCGGAUGCUGAAUAUGUCCAACGGUUUGCUGGGCGGCCCGCAAGUUCCCUUAGACAUUCUUUCCUACUUAUUGAGAAUGCGAGUUUUUUGAUCAUCUGCAA